UCUAAUAUUAUCAUUAUUAUUUAUAUUUUUGAAAUAAAUUUGAGAGUGAUCUGAUUUUUUAAGAAAACCACAGAUAUGUGAUAUUUGGAAGGUCUCUAAGUUGUGUCAAAAAUUUUUGGGGAUUGUUUAGAUCUUAGGACAUGGGUUUUUUAUUUUUUAUUUUCAUGGAGCUUGGUUGUUUAACAAUGGAGGUUGGGCUCACUUGGCCUAGUCCAAGGACCUUAUGGGUGUUUAUCAUUUACUCUAUUUCUUAUAUCAAAUAUGCUAAUCUUUUUUUACACACUGAUUUUUUUUUAUAGAGUCAUUGGGUUCUGCAACAAUACCUGCUAGAAACUCUCCAUCCUAAAUGAGACAGUGGGAAAUUUAUGCAAGGAGGGGUGGUACUUAGCCUUGGAAAUCUCUCAACUCAGUAUGCUUGGGCUUUUGUUGGCUUAUCAGUCAUAGAAGUGAUCACUGCAAGCAUAAUAGUUGUUAUAGGAACAACCUCGAAUUACUUUUUAGACAAUAGAAUUAAUAGAGCUGAGAUCCUUUUCCCUGGCGUUGGCUGCUUCUUGGUUGCAGUUUGUCUUGCUUCUAUUGUCCACUCAUCUAAUGCAGCUGAUAAUAAAGAAAAGCUUGAAGGUUUUUCAUCUAAAGAGGGGUAUGUUUCAUUCAUUAAAUGUUAAGGUUAUCAAAGAAUUAUCUUGUUUUUAUUCAUUUUUAAAAAUAAAAUCAUCGAGCUUGUUGAGUGAUGCAAUUUUUACUUAAUUGUUUUGUUUGAUGGUGCACUUAAGGAUAAUGAGAAUGAGCAGAAAACUAGCUGUACCA
Messenger RNA from Humulus lupulus (European hop), 807 nucleotides. RefSeq names its product ureide permease 3-like. Gene Ontology annotation, cellular component: membrane. Gene Ontology annotation, biological process: nitrogen compound transport. Lineage: Eukaryota; Viridiplantae; Streptophyta; Magnoliopsida; Rosales; Cannabaceae. The record is from RefSeq and is a predicted model, not a curated record. Gene Ontology annotation, molecular function: uracil:monoatomic cation symporter activity; allantoin:proton symporter activity. The transcript is spliced from 3 exons. Bases 366 to 665 code for a protein of 99 amino acids.